Messenger RNA from Brassica napus (rape), 1643 nucleotides. Its product is annotated as protein STRICTOSIDINE SYNTHASE-LIKE 5. The transcript is spliced from 5 exons. Gene Ontology annotation, molecular function: strictosidine synthase activity. The record is from RefSeq and is a predicted model, not a curated record. The coding region runs from base 273 to 1520 and encodes 415 amino acids. NCBI's taxonomy places the organism in Eukaryota, Viridiplantae, Streptophyta, Magnoliopsida, Brassicales, Brassicaceae. Gene Ontology annotation, biological process: biosynthetic process.
AAACAAAACUUUGUUUUUAAAAAGAAUCAAACUUAAAUACACUUAAACGGUAUAAGAAAAGUGAUUAAUUUGCGUUUCGUAAUCUCAUUUCCUAAAAUGGUUUACAGUUGUUUCGUUACGAAAUAACAAAUCUUGUGGCUGAGGAAGGUUCAAAGCUUCUAACCAUAUCAAAACAGAGCCAGCUGAUGUAGUAGUCUCACCCAGAUCCUACUGAACACGACAAAAAAUAAACGUAUUGGGCCUAAUGGAAAAAUAGUCAAAGCCCAUUAAAUAUGAAACUUAAUGAUUUAACUAAAGAUUCUCUGAGUCAACGGUUGACUGCAUACCAAACAUGGUCCAAAACGUGUACGUCUUUCAUAACCAAUAUUUGGAGUUGUUCACCAUCUUCCACAAACCCUUUCUCAAUGCCUCUUCUCUUCUUCUCACGUCGUUUUCUCAUCUUCUCCACCAUCAUCCCCUUCAUAGCAUCCAUCACUCUCUACCGUCUCGACACCUUCGACCCAUCUCAUCUUCCCGCCGAUGCACUUGUCUACUCUACUACUUCCAUCCCUCCGCUUGUCAACGACCAACUUCUCACCGGCGCUGAGUUUAUUGGCGUCGGUCUUCUCAACAAGCCCGAGGAUAUCGCCUACGACCGAGACUCAGGUCUUAUCUAUACUGGCUGUUUAGAUGGAUGGGUGAAACGUGUCAAGGCUCUAGAGUCAUGUAAUGACUCUGUCGUAGAGGACUGGGUCAAUACUGGCGGUAGACCACUUGGCCUCGCUUUUGGAUUACAUGGAGAAGUCAUUGUCGCAGACGCCUACAAGGGGCUGUUGAACAUAAGCGAUGACGGUAGGAAGACGGAGUUGUUGACGGAUGAAGCAGAAGGAGUGAGAUUUAAGCUCACCGAUGCAGUCGCCGUUGGAGAUAACGGCGUUUUGUAUUUCACGGAUGCUUCUUACAAGUACGAUUAUAGUCAAGCAAGCUUUGACUUUCUGGAAGGCAAACCGCAUGGUCGACUCAUGAGCUUUAACCCGACAACAAGAACAACUCGGGUCCUUUUAAAAGACCUUUACUUCGCUAAUGGCAUCUCUAUGUCUCCCGACCAAACCCAUCUAGUCUUCUGCGAAACUCCAGUAAGAAGAUGCAGCAAGUAUUACAUCAAUGAAGAGCGAGUGGAGGUAUUUAUUCAAAGCUUACCGGGUUAUCCAGAUAACAUUCGGUACGAUGGAGAUGGACAUUACUGGAUCGCAAUACCUAAGGGAGUAACAACGUUGUGGAAGCUGUCGAUGAGGUAUCCACUCUUGAGAAAAGUCACAGCCAUGGUGGCUAAGUGGGGCUUCAAUCUUAUGUUCGCGGAGGAUGCUGGCGUUUUACAGGUGGAUUUGGAUGGAAACCCCAUCGCCUUUUACCAUGAUCAUAAAAUUAGUCACUUAACCACCGGAGUCAAGAUUGGGAAAUAUCUAUAUUGCGGAAGUCUCUUGCAUUCACGCAUACUCAGACUUGAUCUCCUGAAGUAUCCUGCCCAAAAAAGUCUUUAAAACAUCAAGUUUAUGGAAAAUAAACAAGUUUGUAUACAUCAUCUUAGCUGUCACAUUUUUAAAACCCACUUUGUCAUGAUAAUAAUGAAAUUAUUGAGAUAAUACUUUUUUUUUGAACACUUA